Sceloporus undulatus (fence lizard) is the source of this 425-nucleotide messenger RNA. RefSeq names its product tyrosine-protein phosphatase non-receptor type 9-like. The annotation marks the transcript as partial. Gene Ontology annotation, molecular function: protein tyrosine phosphatase activity. Lineage: Eukaryota; Metazoa; Chordata; Lepidosauria; Squamata; Phrynosomatidae. The record is from RefSeq and is a predicted model, not a curated record. The transcript has 4 exons. Gene Ontology annotation, biological process: protein dephosphorylation.
CUAGAGCUCCCUUUAACCAGGAAAAGAAUCGAUACGGAGAUGUUCCAUGCCUUGACCAAACCAGGGUGAAGUUGUCCAAACAAUUUAGCUACCACGAGUUGACCGAUUACAUCAAUGCCAGCUUCAUGGAUGGCUACAAGCAGAGGAAUGCUUACAUUGGCACCCAAGGACCAUUAGAAAACACAUAUAAUGAUUUCUGGCGCAUGGUGUGGGAACAGAAUGUGCUGGUGAUUGUCAUGACCACAAGGCUCGAAGAAGGAGGCCGAAGGAAGUGUGGUCAGUACUGGCCAUUGGAGAAAGACUUCCAGUCCUCUUAUGGAAUGCUGACGGUCACCAACUUGGGAGUGGAGAACCUCAACCACUACAAAAAAACCAUGCUGGAGAUUUACAACUGUGAGGUAUGGGGAGCAAUUGCAAGGAGCCGG